AUGUCUAAUUGGAAAGGAGGUGGUGGUGGAGGGCGAAGUGGUGGUGGAGGGGGAGGAUAUAGCCAAGGAGGAGGGCGUUCUGGUGGUAGCGGAGGAGGUCGUCCCGGUGGUGGUGGCGGAGGCCGUGGAGGUGGCGGCGGUUAUGACGGUGGAAGAUCUGGUGGUGGGGGCGGUGGAGGUCGUGGUGGCGGAGGAUAUGACCGUUCUGGUGGUGGAGGUGGUGGAGGAUUCAGAGGGGGAGGUGGCGGCGGCUCUGGUGGAUAUGACAGUGGAAGAUCUGGAGGUGGGGGAAGAGGAGGACCAGUCGCACCUCGCCCUAUGCGAAACUUUCAAGUUGCAAAAUUAUCAGAAGCUGAAAAUCCGUCAAACUUUAAAGGAGCCUUGGGUCGACGAACUGAUGUUGUAGUUAAUUAUUUUAAAUUAAAAUUCAACACAAAAAUGCGUAUUUACAAAUAUCGUGUGGACUUUUUUCACCAAUUGGAGGACAAACGCAAAGAAAUUUCUACCACAAACAAGUUCAUUUUUAAAUUUAAUUUUUUUGAUAUUUUCCCGUUUAGAAUGGCUCUCCGUGAAAAGUUUUGGAGCUUUGUUUCGGCAAACGAAGCAUAUUUUAAGGGACGUAACAAUUUGGUUUAUGAUGAUUCUCAUUUGUGUUAUACUAGGAAAGAGUUGCCUGUCCAGUCUGGAACUGUUGGGGAAGUUACGAUUGAAACCGAUGAAGGACGAAGGGAUGGAAACAUGACCACAACUGUUAUGGUAAUUAAAGCAACGGGAAUUAUUUCAAUCAAACCACAAGAAACUUACGAAGAUGAUGCUUUUCGCGUUUUAAAUUUGAUAAUUACCCAACAAGCUCGUUGUCCAAUUGGUGCUCUUGACAGAACUAUUCAUUGUGAAGUUAGUCGUCUCUACAUUAAACCACCAAAUUUGUAUCAUGAACCUUUGGAUCUGGGCGGAUUUGAAAUGCUUCGUGGAUUAUAUGCUUUUGCAAAGAGGGGGUUAGCUCCGCCAAAGGGAAAUGUUGGGAAUGGUUUUGUUAAUUUUGAUGUUGCCCAUUCUGCCUUCUACAAAGUUGGAUGUGAUAUUCUUCAAUUCUAUGCUUUUGCAAAGACAGGAAGGUUCAUGAAUGCAAGUGAAAUUGAGCGACUUAAUGAUUAUGGAAUGAAUCAAUCACAGCGAAAUGAAUUGAGAACUCUUUUAAGUGGACUUAAAAUGAAAAAGAAGCGCAUUGCUGAAAAUUUUGUUGAAAGUGAAGCUUCUUUCUGUGACGUUGUCGACAAAUCGCCAGAUGCUUACAAAUUUGAAUGUGAAGAACUUGGAAGAACUGUUUCUGUGACUGAAUAUUAUGCUGCUAAAUACAACUACCAAGUUAAAUUUCGUUCAAUGCCUCUUAUUAAAAUUAUGCCGAGAGAAAGAAAUUUGGUUUUGCCAAUUGAGGUUCUCAAAGUUUCGGAUAAAUUACAACGUUUACGUCGAAAAUUGCCUGAUGCAUUGCAAGCUAUGACAAAUCAGUAUACUUCAACACCUCCUCGUCAACGUUUUUCUGAUAUUGAUCAAAUGGCUCGUGUUGAAUGUAAUUUUGAUCAAAACCCAGUUAUGAGAGCAUUUGAGGUUGCUAUAAAUACAGAAUUUCUUGAAAUUGGUGCUCGUGUUUUAAACCCUCCAAGAUGCGAAUUUUCGAAAUCAUUUCGUGAUAUCAUGGGAAUCAAGGCUGUGGAAAAGCCUAAUUUAUUUGGAAGGCCAGUUAAUAUUAUUUUUGAUUUGGUUAUUGUUGAUAGAUGUAUUUCAUUUGAUAGAUAUCGUGCAGCAUGGGAGGCAUUAGUUCAGUCAUGUUCACAUAGAGGAAUUACUGUGCAUCCAGACCCUGCAGGAGUUACCGAGUUUGACACACGCCAUAAGGAUCAACUUGCUAAUUUAAUCGGUUCUCGUAAACAAGCAGCAACAAAUUGGGGUCAAGGUGUUAUGCCAAUUAUUAUUGUUGCGAUGCCGGAUAAUCGUUGGAUCUAUCAAUCUUUCAAAGGAAUUUGUGAACUUCGUUUUGGAAUGCGCUCUCAAAUGAUUUCUCAAAAAACUUGGAACAAACUUCAAAAUGAAGCUGGGAGAGGCGGUCCAAUGUCUAGUGCUGUUGCUAGAAAUAUUUUUUUGAAAAUUAAUGCAAAAUGUGGAGGAGUUAAUUGCAAAAUUGAUGCGAAUGCUACAGAAAAAUGGGUGACUUUUGUCAAAAAAGAAGCACCAACACUUUUUAUUGGAAUUGAUGUAACUCAUCCGGCGCCUGGUGAUACACUUUCUCCUUCAAUUUCUGCUUUGGUUGGAAAUAUUGAUUUGAAUGCUACUCGUUUUACCGCAACUGUUCGUGCACAACAUCACCGAACUGAAUGGAUUGAAGAUAUGGGUGAAAUGUUUUAUGAACGACUUGGUUCAAAACUUUUCCACGGAGCUGAAUUACGCCCUUCUAAAAUAAUUGUAUUUCGUGAUGGAGUGUCUGAAUCUCAAUUUGAAGGAGUUAUGGAAUUUGAAGUUUCAUCAAUUCGAAAGGCCAUUGACAAAUAUUUUGAAGGAGUACAAAAACCGAGACUUACAGUUGUUGUUGUACAGAAGCGACAUAAUACACGAUUUUUUGAUAAAAAUGAUAGUGAUGAGAAGAACAAAGGAAAUCUUCAGCCUGGAACAGUAAUUGAUGGACAUAUCACAAGUUAUUCAAAAGAAUUUUAUUUGUGUUCACAAAAGGGAAUGCUGGUAUGGAAAUUUUUUUUGAUUUUAAGAGAGAAUUUUUUGGUGAAAAGUUGGAUGAUUAGGGGAUUUUCAGAUAAACUUUCCCACGAAAACACUCCCCAAAUUCUUCUAUAA
Molecule: messenger RNA, 2844 nt
Organism: Meloidogyne enterolobii
Lineage: Eukaryota; Metazoa; Nematoda; Chromadorea; Rhabditida; Meloidogynidae
Source: the annotation of a GenBank genome assembly